UGAACGUACAAAUCAACCGCACAUUAAAUAAUGUUUUACCAAAACAUACUUAUGUUUAAUAAACAUUACACCCGAUAACACGUUUCAAUGCCAUCAAUUGAUUAUAUGGUACCUCUAGUCCACACCACUACCACUAACAUCACCAUUGGAUCAAUACAUCGACCACUCAAUGGCGUACAGACGGACCACUAAAGACACGUAUGAAUGGAUACCCGUUAAUCGCCUCAUCGAUGAUGUCAAAUACGCAGUCCUUUUGCUCAAUCACUCGUUGGAUCACUUGAAUGGUCACAAGAGUCUAACGUUUGACAAUAUAUGGCGCAAAGCCGAGCGUCGGGUGGCUGUGGACGGGGGCUCAAAGUACUUACAACCUGAUCACACGCUUCCGGACAUUCUUUGCGGUGACUUUGAUUCGGUGACAACGGAUCGGCUCAACCACUUUCGACAA
Molecule: messenger RNA, 445 nt
Organism: Medioppia subpectinata
Lineage: Eukaryota; Metazoa; Arthropoda; Arachnida; Sarcoptiformes; Oppiidae
Source: the annotation of a GenBank genome assembly